Molecule: messenger RNA, 5839 nt
Organism: Zootoca vivipara (common lizard)
Lineage: Eukaryota; Metazoa; Chordata; Lepidosauria; Squamata; Lacertidae
Gene: RPS6KA4
Product: ribosomal protein S6 kinase A4
Biological process (GO): intracellular signal transduction; protein phosphorylation
Molecular function (GO): magnesium ion binding; ATP binding; protein serine/threonine kinase activity
Source: RefSeq, a predicted model, not a curated record
GAAGUCCGAGCGUGUGUGCGUGUGUGGUGGGAAUCCAUGCACGGGGGUGACACGGAACUUCGGGCAGGGGGCGCGUUAAGCAGGAAGGGGGUCCCCUGUCCCUCCCUGGGGCGGGUCCCCUGAUUUUCCUGGGCUUUUUCCUCCUCCUCUUGCUUGCUGUCACAUUCCUGCCGCUUGAGUCAGGCCUGGAGGCGGCGGAGGCAGCGGCGGGCUGCUUGCUGCACCAGGAAGCGCAGGGCCCGCACCAUGUAACCAAAGCGAAGGAAGGAGGAGGAGGAGGAGGAGAGCGCGAGAGGAGGGCAAGGAAGGGAGCAAGGAGAAGCCGGCCUGGCCAUGGGGGACGGCGGAGCCGAGGAGGAGAUGGUGGAGCUGCCUCUCACUGACGCAAACUUGACAGGCCAUGAGGAGAAAGUUGGCAUGGAGAAUUUUGAACUACUCAAGGUCCUAGGCACCGGAGCCUAUGGAAAGGUGUUCCUGGUUCGCAAGCUCAGCGGUCACGAUGCCGGCAAGCUGUAUGCUAUGAAGGUGCUGCGCAAAGCGGCCAUUGUCACCAAGGCCAAGACAACAGAGCACACGCGCACUGAGCGGAUGGUUCUGGAACAUGUGCGCCAGUCGCCCUUCCUUGUGACGCUCCACUACGCCUUCCAAACAGACUCCAAGCUUCACCUUAUCCUAGACUACGUGAGCGGUGGGGAGCUGUUCACCCACUUGUACCAACGGGACCACUUCUCCGAGGACGAGGUGCGGUUUUACAGUGGGGAGAUCAUUUUGGCGCUUGAACACUUGCAUAAGCUCGGCAUCAUCUACCGCGAUGUGAAGCUGGAGAACAUCUUACUGGACAGCGAGGGACAUGUGGUGCUUACGGACUUCGGGCUGAGCAAGGAAUUUGUGACUGAGGAUAAAGAAAGGACCUUCUCCUUUUGUGGCACCAUUGAAUACAUGGCCCCAGAGAUUGUCCGAAGCAAAAGUGGACACGGCAAGUCUGUGGACUGGUGGAGUUUGGGCAUCCUGAUGUUUGAGCUGCUAACAGGUGCCUCACCCUUCACGCUGGAGGGGGAAAAGAACUCGCAGGCCGAGGUGUCCAGGCGGAUCCUGAAAUGCAACCCUCCGUUUCCGUCGCUCAUUGGCUCCGUGGCUCGCGACCUGCUCCAAAAGCUGUUGUGCAAGGAGCCCAAGAAGCGCCUGGGCUCGGGGCCCACUGGAGCGCAGGAGAUCAAAGAGCACCCCUUUUUCAAGGGUCUGGACUGGACAGAGCUAGCGGCGCGCACAGUGAAGCCCCCCUUCAAGCCCCUCAUCCGCAGUGAGCUAGACGUGCGAAACUUUGCCGAGGAAUUCACCAGCUUGGAGCCCAUCUACUCCCCCGCCGGAACUCCUCCCAGCCUCGAACGUUUCUUCCAUGGAUACUCCUUCAUUGCUCCUUCCAUCCUCUUCAACCGCAACGCUGUGACAGCUGAUGUUCUGGAAGCGGCACUGGGUGGGGAGCGCCCAGGAAGCGCUGCUGUGGCCCGCAGUGCAAUGAUGAAGGAUUCUUCGUUCUUCCAAAAGUAUGAGAUGGACUUGAAAGAGACGCCGCUGGGUGAGGGCAGCUUCUCCUUGUGCCGCCGCUGCCGGCAGCGCCAGAAUGGGGCAGAAUUCGCCGUCAAGAUAAUCAGCAAAAGGAUGGAAGUGAACACACAGCGCGAAGUGGCUGCCUUGCAGAUCUGCGAAGCCCACCCGAACAUCGUCAAGUUGCACGACGUCCAUAAUGACCAGUACCACACGUACCUGGUGAUGGAAUUGCUCCGGGGCGGGGAGCUCUUUGACCGCAUCAAGAAGAAGCAGCACUUUAGCGAGUCGGAAGCCAGCCAGAUCAUGCGCAGCCUGGUCUCCGCCAUCAGCUUCAUGCACGACGCCGGGGUAGUGCACCGCGACCUCAAGCCUGAGAAUAUCCUGUACGCGGACGAGUCGGAAGGAGCUCCCGUGAAGGUGAUUGACUUUGGCUUUGCCCGCCUGCGCCCCCAGAACUCUCAGCCUAUGCAGACCCCCUGCUUCACUCUGCAGUAUGCCGCACCUGAACUCUUGCAGGAUGGGGGCUAUGAUGAGUCCUGCGACCUCUGGAGCUUGGGGGUUAUCUUGUAUACCAUGCUCUCUGGGCAGGUCCCCUUCCACAGCAGUCAGGAAGGGAGCGCAGCGAACCAUGCAGCCGAGAUCAUGCACAAGAUCAAGGAGGGACAAUUCUCCCUGGAAGGCGAGGCCUGGAAGAACGUUUCUGAAGAGGCAAAGGAGCUGGUUAGAGGCCUCCUCACAGUGGAUCCUGUCAAGCGACUGAAGAUGUCGAGUUUGCGCUACAGCGACUGGCUCCAAGAUGGAAGUGCCCUCUCUUCCACACCUCUCAUGACUCCGGACAUUCUGGAGAGCUCAGGGCCUGCCGUGCGAACUGGCGUCAACGUUGCUUUUAUGGCCUUUAACAAGGGCAAGCGUGAAGGCUUUUUCCUGAAGAGCGUGGAGCACGCCCCCCUUGCCAAGCGACGCAAACUGAAAAUGUCAAGCACUGGCGCCGAAGCCCGUCGCAGCAGCAGCAGCAGCUCCUCCUCUUCCUCUUCCUCCUCCUCCGCGACUUCUUCUCGCCCCCACAAAGCCAAGGUUCCCAGAGUUUGCCACGACCCUCCCUCAUAGCACCCCGGGGAGACGAGGUGCAUCGCUUGGUCAGGAGGGAAGUGGGUAUUUAUUGUCUAUGUUGCUGUUGAGGGAGGAAGCCCCCUCCCUCCACCCCCACCCCCACCUUCAUUCAUGAUGGGGUCUGUUUUGUUGUCCAAAGUGGCCCACGUAUUUCGGAGGAAAACUCUCUCUGCGGGGAAAGAUUUGCAGCCCCCACCCCCUGCCCAAAGGAUGACUCCUUGUGUUUCUUGCAGGGCACGCAGUUGCUGUAGUGAGAACAAGGAGACCAUAAGGCAGCCCCGUAAGAAGGCACCACACCUUUUUAAAUACCAAAUCUGUGUUCCCUUUCUGAUGGUUCAGGGCCUGCCAUCCCAUUGCAAAGGCGGGGCCAGGAGAGGUUGGGUUGUAUGUGCAGGUUUUUUUUUACAUUGAUCAAGCGGAGGCCAUGUGGAGGUGAUGCCUUUCCAUCCCAGCCCUCCCCCUGAAAGCACAAGAGGGGCUGGUCCCUUUUCCUGAGGGACUGGAGUCAGGUGAUUUAAGGUCAGGGGUUACAAUUGAAGAGGAACCCAGCCAAAAACAGCUGAGCUAUUUUCAUUAACUUCAUCAUGGCUUUUGUAAGACGUGGAUUUGCCUCCCUUGAGUCCAAAGCUAUGUAUCGGGGGAGGGUGUGUGUAGACAUUUUCUCCUGGGAAAGGCUGCUAAAAUACAGCAAAAAACAAACAGGAAGGUUUUUUUUCUGGCACACAGCUGAGUGCCAAGGAAAAUUUUCGGCACCUCCUGCUAUUGUUAAACGAGAGAGGGUGGUCUCUAACAUUAGUAAAUGCACAGAGCAGACCCACUGAAAUGAAUGGGCAUGCUAACUUGGGAACACUUUUUUCAAUGGGUCUACUUGGGAAUACAACCCAAAGGAGCAGGGCCAUGCUGAAAGUAGUCUCAAGACAGGGAACGAGGGCUUAGUAUCGCAGGGAUGGGGCAGGCAGAAUCACUCACCACUUUAUUUAAUAUAGGAUGCACCGUGGAUGCAAAUGGGUUAACAAGCCAAAUAGGAACCUCUACAGAAAUGCGGGGUAGGGGGUGGGAGGAGAUGUCUUCUGAGGGAUUUUCCCAAAUUUCUGAUAAUGUGAGGCAAAAAGGGUCUUUGGUUUUUGCCUUACAAUGACAGCAGAAUCUACUGUGCUGGGAGAUUCUGUAUAUUAAAGCUCAGGCACUUCAGGAAACAAAAAUGGGAUGAGCGGGUGGGGAUGUUGAGGGGGAGAGAGAGAGUAUAUUUUUAGAGAGAAAUAUCUGUAUGUUUAUUUAAAAAAAUGCUGCAGGCAGGCUUGAGGGGUGGAGUUUGUGUGAUAACACACUUGAAUUUAGCAGUGGGAAGGGAGAAAAUCAAUCUCUCUCUCAGCUUCAGAAAUCUGUCCCAUCUCCUUGUUCACUUAAGAGGUAGAACAAGAAAAAAUGUAGAAAGAUGGGGAAGGAACUUCAUCACAUUGUUAAAUCCAAUUCUGUUAACACAUUGUAACUGCACUGGGAAUCAGAUUUUAGUUAGAACCAGUUACUUCCCACUUUUUAAGACAGACAAAAUGGAAGUGUUGAAUUUUGCUCACUUCUAAUUUGAGAGCAGGACCCUGAUUGCAUUAGCUUGGAUAGGAUCAUUAAACAGAAAUUUAGAACUUCGCUCAUCACAACUUGGAAGUUUGCACAGAGAUCCCAUUUCCAAAAUUCAGAUUUAUUUUUUUACUACAAAGACCCACCCCAUCUGUAACUGUAUAAAUGUGAAAGUCAUGUUGCAACAUUUGAAGUUUUUAAGCAGAGGUUGGAUGUCCAUACGUCACUGAUGCUUUAGUUGAGAUUUCUGCAUUGCAGGUGGGUAGGAGAUGACCCUGAGGGCCCCUUCCAACUCUACAAUUCUAUGAUUAAUUUGUGGGGUUUUUGUAACCCCAUUUUGCUUACACUACUGUUGCAGAAAGCUUAUGUUCAAAUUUUGUCAAAAGUCCAAGCUUUUAAAAGCACGUGUUUUCGUACAUGUUUGUGGAGCACUGGGAAUAGGGGUGUAGAGGGAUUCUAAUUACCUACAUUUGUUAAUCAGAUUAAGGGGGGAUGACUGAAACCUGAAGUCAGCCAAUGACUCUGGAGAUUCAGAGCAGAUAAAAUGGAGGACUGGUUUAAAAGGUGCGGAAUUAACUAUGGAACUCACAGCCAUAGUUGAUGGCCACCAAUUUGGAUGGCUUUAAAAGGGGGACAAGGCUAUCAAUGGCUACUAAUCCUAGUGCCUGUAUACUACCUCCCAGCUCAAAGGCACCAUGCUUCUGAAUAAUGGGAGGGAAAACAGCAGAAGACUGCUGUCCUCAUUUCCUGCUUGUGGGUUCCCCAUAGGCAUCUGCCUGGCCACUGUGAGAAUGGAAUGCUGGACUAGAUAGGGCUUUGGCCUGAUCCAGCAGGUUCUUAAAGAUGCAGAACUGUGUUAAGGUGGUAAUCACUAUUGAGGCCCAGAUCUAAGAAAUUCUAGUAUAUAGCAAGUGUAUGAAUAGAAAGGCAUGUGUAUGCGUCUGUCUAGAUUAUCUAAUCUGGAAUGAAAAUGUUAUUGUAGUAAAAUAAUAUGCCAGAAUGCCCUGAAAUAAGAGGAAAGGGGAGAAUUAGGUUUAGACAGCAAUCUUUUACACAUUUACAUAGAAGGAAGUCUCAUUGAAACAAUAGCACUUGCUUCUGAGUAGACGUAGAUAGGAGUGCAUUGUUAGUCACUUUAAAGGGAAGUGCAAUUAUAGAGAUAAACUACCUGGUAACUUUGAAGCCAGAGAGGGGGAAAUAAUAGGUUCCUCCCUCGCCAACCCCAAAAAGUGGAAAUUUUGAAAUCUAUUUCAUGGAUUAACUAGCUGUAUCAAUUCAACCCAGGAUAUGCAGUGAGGUCAGCCUUUUAACUAGCUUGAAUUCCCUCAGUAAUUACCUUACAUCCUCAACAGCUGAAGAAAACUGCUCUCACCUCACUAUUUAUAGCUAAUCUAGCUUUGGUGUUAGAAUAUAAAGUCUUCACCUUAAGGGAAAAUAUUUAAACAAAUUCUUUCUUUUCUGUGUUUCACAAAAUUUCCACCCACCCGCCUUUUUUAACUGAUAUUGAGGGGCAGGAAAGUGAAACCACAGAUAAUAUUCCCCCUCAAAAAAAAAAAAAACCCUUUCCCCCUUCCUGGGCAUGAAAAAGUGCAAUUUCUUUUGGAGA